Messenger RNA from Lactuca sativa (garden lettuce), 1035 nucleotides. RefSeq lists its product as uncharacterized. Gene Ontology annotation, biological process: regulation of root meristem growth. The record is from RefSeq and is a predicted model, not a curated record. Gene Ontology annotation, molecular function: growth factor activity. Lineage: Eukaryota; Viridiplantae; Streptophyta; Magnoliopsida; Asterales; Asteraceae.
UAUAAUGCUUUGAACCGCCUAUAAAACCCCCCAUGCUCUUCUCCAUGUAAUCUCUUCUGUCCUCUUUAGACCACAACUACAGUCUCUUAGCUACACAAAAAACAAGAAAACAUAGGAAUCAUUAAAGUAUGUUGUUCAUAAGGUUUGAAGGCUUCAUACUUGCUCUUCUCAUUGUUUCAUUUGCCCUCCAAAAUCUUUCUGUACAUGCUGAUCAUCAUCAAGUUGUCUUUUUGGUUGAAAGGAGAUUAAUGGGAGGAAAUUCAAUCAAAGAAGCUCAAGAAAAGGAUGCAUCUGCCAAGAAGGAACCCAUCCACGUCGCUGGAAUUUCAAGGAUUGCUGGCGUAUCAAGCAAAGAGAAAGUCGGAGGAAGGAAAAUGGGAAUGAAUUUGAAGAAACGAGAUGCAGAAAUGGAUUCAAGAUCAAGCACAGGUGAUGCCCAGAAGUUGAAUGUGGAAGCAGAUAAGAACGCUUCAAAGGAAGGACCACAAGAUUUCUUGGAUAACCAAGGACAAAAAUGUACCUUGGAGACGAUGGCAAUAAACCCUAAAAGAAGCUUGCAAAAACAAGUCUCGAGUUUGAACACAAAUCAUAUCAUUUCUAAUGAAGAUCAGAGUGACGAAUGGAGAAAACUACUUGAAGAAGCUGAUCAAAAAGUUAUGCAGAUGAUGAGAAGGGACUACAGUGGUAUGAGGAGGCCUCGUCGAAAGCCUCCUAUCAACAAUCAGGAGCCUAGAAACUGACUUAACCAACUGGUGGUUUUGUUUAAUAUUUAGGCCUAUGAUUUCCAACUAUAAAACGAAAAAUAAGUAUUAAGAAGUUAGGUUUAGGCUCACAAUUUUGAUCCCUCCAUAGAAGUGAAGUCCGGCCCCUAACAUAUAUAUACUUAGAUAGGAUUAACAACUAGCAAAACCCAAGAACGGUAUUAUUUUUCUUUCUGGGUGUUUGUAUUUUUUUGUUUAAUUUUCAUAAUAGAAGGGUCAUGAAAUGUUUUGCUGAUGUUUUGUAGAUUAUGUAUGCUUUGUUUUAAACAUUAAA